AUGAAUCCCGAUGAACCAAUGAAUGAAACAUACUCUGAAGAGGAACUUGUGGAUAAUCUUCACUUCGACGUAAACAUACCGUUUCCAAGGAAUCGUGUGCAAGGAGCUCAACCAGGGCCUGUUGGUAGAUAUUACCUUGGUGAGUGGUCUAGGGCGGAGCGGGAAUACAGGUCAGCCUCAGAAUCACGAGAUGGUCCUGUACAGGCAGAAGGUGAACGGUUUCGGGUGGAAAGGGAAAAUCGGUCAGCUUCAGAGUCACGCGAGGGUGUUGGACAAGUUGCGGGAGCUGGGCGAUCAUCAUCUCCAGUUCCACCUUUGCCGUUUGCUCCUAACGACUUAGUAGAUGAAGACUCGAAUAACGAAGAUCAUUUACAUGAUCUAGCCCACGCCAUGGAUAAUAUCAAUAUGGUGCAUGGCGCUGCGAAUGAUGAGAGGCACAUGCGCCAUCUAUACGAUAUUGAUCCGAUGACAUUUGAUACAGACUUUUCAUUGACCUCUCCGCCUCCGGAACCUCAUGAUACUUAUAAACCU
Molecule: messenger RNA, 531 nt
Organism: Brenthis ino (lesser marbled fritillary)
Lineage: Eukaryota; Metazoa; Arthropoda; Insecta; Lepidoptera; Nymphalidae
Source: the annotation of a GenBank genome assembly